This is a messenger RNA of Pipistrellus kuhlii (Kuhl's pipistrelle), 626 nucleotides long. It is a transcript of the gene PIERCE2, whose product is annotated as piercer of microtubule wall 2. Gene Ontology annotation, biological process: axoneme assembly. The transcript is spliced from 2 exons. Gene Ontology annotation, cellular component: axonemal microtubule. The coding region runs from base 120 to 482 and encodes 120 amino acids. The record is from RefSeq and is a predicted model, not a curated record. NCBI's taxonomy places the organism in Eukaryota, Metazoa, Chordata, Mammalia, Chiroptera, Vespertilionidae.
CUAGCCCACGUUUUCCCUUCUCUUUCAAGCUUUAAUUGGGUGUACUAAAAAAGCCGCAUCCUUUGGCCUUCUCGUCAUCUGCUGAAGAAAAAGACUGCCUUUGACGAAAAAAGAAAGAUAUGGAGAAUGACCCGGAUAAGAAAAGUACGUUAGCUUCAACUUCAGUCACAGAAAUGAAACCUCAACAACUGCCUACUUGUGUGAACCCUGGCAAUCCUGUGUUUUCAUGUAUGUUGGAUCCAAAAACACUCCAUACAGCUACCUCACUAUCAGAGCCUAAGAUGAUUAUGUAUAAAACCAAUUCAAGUACUUAUGGUGAAUUUUUUCCUAUUCCACAGUUUUUCCCCUGCAUUUAUAUUCCAAAAGAGCAAGAAUUUUCAAGACACAUCAGACUUACGGGACUUUAUCAAAAUAACACUCUAAAUACUGCACCUGACAGAACUAGAACCCUUGACUUUCCUAAUUUUCAACAUACUCUAUGAAAAUAUAUUCUUUUGUAUAUUUAACAGAAAAUAUCCUCAGGGGAAAAAAUGAGUUUUAAGUCUAAGGCUAGAAUACCUAAUUGGGAAUAUGGAAAGAUUUUAAUUUUUAAAAAAUGUCUUCAAGAAAUAAAGUAUUUCAACUGA